Messenger RNA from Lactuca saligna, 3980 nucleotides. NCBI's taxonomy places the organism in Eukaryota, Viridiplantae, Streptophyta, Magnoliopsida, Asterales, Asteraceae. The record is from the annotation of a GenBank genome assembly.
AUGUGUGGAAAUUUUGAGCGUUCAUACAUAUUCAUUUCAUCAUAUAUCAAAUGUUUUCCAAGCAAAGCUAAGCAAACCAAACCUAACAGGAAGUUUAAUGUUGUGAGUGUCUCUACAAAGCCACCAUUAGCUGCUAAAAUGGAGUGUUGGGCUUGUAGUAAGCAUAAAUCAUUUCUAUGUUGGCUGUUGAUGUUAAUGAUGAUACAUAUUCUAAUAAUGGCUGAGCAUACACAAGGGGAUUGUGUAGAAGAGGAGAGAAAGGCACUACUGGAAAUCAAAACCUCCUAUAUGAAGUCAUAUGGUUCUGAAAUUGACAAUUUUCUCCCUACCUGGGUUGAUUAUGGCGGUGGUACCCCUGGGGAUGGUGGCAGCAACUGCUGUGAUUGGGAGAGGAUCAACUGCAGCACAACAACGGGUCAUGUGACAGAACUCUCUUUGUACAAUUUAAUAGGGGUGGAAGAUGUUUACAUGGAUAAUGAGAGCAAGUUGUGGCCAUUGAAUGUUUCCUUGUUUCUUCAUUUUAAAGAGUUGACAAGUCUCAAUUUGUCACAUAAUUCUCUUGAUAAAGAGUUCAUGAAGUCAGGGCUUGAAAGGCUGUCGAGUUUGAAGAAGUUGGAGGUACUAGACCUCAGUUGGAAUUAUGAUAUUGACAACGGCAUCCUUCCAUCAUUAAAGACACUCACUUCACUCAAAGUCUUGGAUCUUAGCGACACUAGCUUGAAUGGAAACUUCCCUACCAAUGAAUUUGCUGCUUUAGAGAACUUGGAGGUGUUGGAUCUAAGCUAUUGUGGCUUCACUGGUACCUUUGAGGUUCAAGGUUCUGAGAGGGUUUCCAUAUUGAGGAAAUUGAAAAGUUUAAAUCUUGCGGGCAACUGGUUUAAUGAAAGCGUUAUAACAUCUCUAAGUAUCCUUUCAUCACUUAUAAACUUGGAUCUUAGCAGAAAUCCAAUGUCGGGACCAUUUCCAGCUCAAGAAUUUACUGCUUUAGAGAACUUGGAGAGGUUGGAUCUAAGCUAUUGUGGCUUCAUUGGUACCUUUGAGGUUCAAGGUUCUGAGAUGGUUUCCAUUUUGAGGAAGUUGAAAACUUUAAAUCUUGGAUCCAACAUAUUUAAUGAAAGCAUCAUAAGAUCUUUAAGUACCCUCUCUUCGCUUACAAACUUGGAUCUUAGCGACAAUCCGAUGUCAGGACCAUUUCCAGCUCAAGAAUUAUCACAUCUCACUAACCUGGAGGAGCUGGAUUUAAGUUCUACCCAUCUCAAUGGCACACCAAAUAUCCAAGAUUGUAAGACCUUAUCGAGAUUGAAAAGGCUGAAGAGUAUAAAUCUAUCAUAUAACAAUUUCAACAAGAGCAUCAUAUCAUGCCUAACUGCCCUCCCAUCCCUCAAGAUUCUUGAUCUAUCCUUUUCAACUUCACUGGGAACUUCCUUUCCUGUCCAAGAAUUCCUUAAUUUGUCUGAUUUGGAGGUCCUCCUCUUGAGCGGUAAUGGUUUCAAUGGAACAAUACCAAUUGAAGCUUUUGCAUCUUUUCACCAUCUGGAGGUCUUAGAUUUGAGUUGGAACAGUUUUGUUGGGAGCGUCCCAUCAGCAAUACAGGCAUUAUCUUCCCUAAGAGCUCUCUCAUUUGCUCGCAAUAAGCUCAACGGCUCAUUACCGGAUCAUGGGUUGUGUGAGUUGAAGAACCUCCAUGAGUUGGAUCUUAGCAACAACAUGCUCCAUGGAACUCUGCCUGAUUGUUUGAAAAAUCUGUCAUCUCUUAAGUUUUUGGAUAUUUCUUCAAAUCGAUUCACGGGAAUACUUGCGUCAUCACUCAUUGCUAAUCUUACAUCUCUAGAGUACAUUGAUUUUAGUCAUAACGUAUUUGAAGGUUCAUUCUCCUUCAGCUCCUUCUCCAAUCAUAUAAAGCUUCAAUUCGUUCGAUUCACAAGCGACAAUGACAAGUUUGAGGUGGAAACAGAAGAGCCUAUAGGUUGGAUUCCAAUGUUUCAGUUGGAAAUUCUUGAGCUAUCUAAUUGUAAUAUGAAAAUGCCUAAAGGACAUGUCAUUCCUGGGUUUCUAGUUCACCAGCACAAGUUACAGCAACUAGACAUGUCACAGAACUCCUUGGAGGGACACUUCCCAAAUUGGUUGGUUAAAAACAACACGUAUCUGGAACGUCUUGUUCUAAGGAACAACUUGUUUGUCGGCAUGCCUUUGUAUAGGAAUGCUAAUAUGAAGGGGUUGGAUAUGUCUGGAAAUGGAAUGAUAGGUACUAUUCCUGACGAUAUACCAAAGUUCUUUCCUAACAUACAGUAUUUGAAUUUGUCCAUGAAUAGUUUAAGUGGUGUUAUCCCAUCCUCAGUCGGUGAAUUGAGUAAAUUAUGGAUAUUGGGUCUAUCUGAUAAUGAGUUAUCUGGAGAAGUACCAAAGGGGUUGUUUACAAAUGUCUCUGGGUUGGAUUUCUUAAAACUAUCAAACAACAAAUUGCAUGGCGAGGUACUCUCAGGAAGCUUAAGCUGGGCUCGACUCCAAUUUGUUUACUUAGACAGCAAUCAUUUCACAGGGAAGAUUGGAAUUAAUAGCAGCAAGGAAACUCAUGAAUAUCUGAGAGUUCUGGAUAUUAGCAAUAACUUGUUUACAGGCAUCAUCCCUGAUUGGAUAGGCAACAUGAGUAGCUUGUCUGAACUUCUUGUGAGAAAUAAUAGUUUCCAAGGCCCAUUUCCUUGUGGAGCAGCUCCAUUUUCAUUUCUUGAUAUCUCCCAUAAUUCUUUCUCCGGACCCAUCCCGUCCUGUUUGAAUUUGCAAGACAUGGAGCAUCUUCUUUUGGGUUCCAACAAAUUCAUUGGAUCAAUACCCAAAUCCUUUCGUAAUUUGACUCAGGUUUUGACUUUGGACAUUGGCAACAACUACUUGUCAGGCAGGAUUCCGGAAUUUCUUGGUGAACUAUCCACUUUAAGGAUUCUUCUUUUAAGAAAAAAUAACUUGAGUGGCUCUAUUCCGAAGCAGUUGUGUCAAUUAAGUAAAGUGAGUUUGUUAGACUUAUCUGGUAACUCACUUUCUGGUUCAGUACCUAGCUGCCUUCAAAAUAUUACCGGCCCAACCGACCUUGCUUUCCUAAAAACUGUCAUGAUAGGGUUUUCCUUUGGUCACUAUUUCAAUUAUGGGAGGAUUCUACGGUGGUCGUUUUCUAGCAACUCCAUGUUCUAUGCAUUCAAAACAGAUGAUGAAGUUGAGUAUACAACAAAAAGGCUCUUUCUCAGCUACAAGGGACACAUACUUGAUUACAUGGCGGGAUUGGAUUUUUCCUGUAACAAGCUAACAGGUGAAAUCCCACAACAACUUGGAUUAUUAACCCAACUUCGUGCUUUAAACCUGUCUCACAAUCAGCUGACUGGACCCAUUCCUGUGAGCUUCUCAAAUCUUGCAAAAAUAGAGAGCUUGGACCUUUCUUCAAAUGGUUUGACCGGAAAAGUUCCUUCACAACUCACUAAACUUACCUCUCUAUCUACUUUCAAUGUUUCUCGUAACAAUCUCUCUGGCAGACUCCCAGAAAUGCAAGCACAAUUUGGUACCUUCACAGAGGCAAGCUAUGAAGGGAAUCCACUUCUUUGUGGACCACCACUCGUGAAGAAAUGCACAACUACUAAUUCACAGCUGACCAAUCCAUCAGAUGGAGAAGAAGAAAAUGAGAAAUGGUAUGAUAUCGAUAUGGCAUGCUUCUACGGAAGUUCUAGUUCCACAUGUUUUGUCUUCUUAUCGGGAUUUGUUGCAAUUCUUUACACCAAUCCUUGGUGGCGUAGAAGGUGGCUAGACUGGGUUGAAGAUUGUAUGUUUACAUUUUAUUACUCCCUUUCUGAUCUGGCAAGGAAGCCUUCCCUGACCAUUCAUAAGCAGGACCUCCAUUAGAAUGCGUGAUAAAAUAAAUGCAAACUUGUUUGUAUGUGUAUUCAUAUGUAUGAUGAUGUAUAAAAAAAGAUUCUACUAAUUUUUUUUUUCAAAUGAAU